Hibiscus syriacus is the source of this 1530-nucleotide messenger RNA. Its product is annotated as myb family transcription factor EFM-like. Gene Ontology annotation, molecular function: DNA-binding transcription factor activity; DNA binding. The transcript is spliced from 4 exons. Gene Ontology annotation, biological process: regulation of DNA-templated transcription. The record is from RefSeq and is a predicted model, not a curated record. Lineage: Eukaryota; Viridiplantae; Streptophyta; Magnoliopsida; Malvales; Malvaceae. The coding region runs from base 229 to 1530 and encodes 433 amino acids.
CUCCUUGUGUUCACAACACAACAUAACUUCCCUUUCUCCCCUUCUCUCAAACCACACUGCUCUCGGUCCUGUCUCUGUUUUGUUUGUUUGUUUUUGCAUACAAACAAAUCUUAUCGUUUGUUGCUAUUAUAGCAUGACCGAUAUCCUUCCAAAACAACAACUUUUCCUGAGAAAAAAAACCAAAUAUCAGUUUCUUCUUGUUUUAUAAAACCCUAAAGAAAAAAGACCAUGGCAUCGCCUUCUGGACUUACCCUUGACUGCAAACCCCACAGUUAUUCUAUGCUGUUGAAAUCAUUUGGAGAUCAGCAGGUUGAUCAAACCCAGAAGCUUGAAGAUUUCCUUUCUCGUCUCGAGGAAGAACGCCUUAAGAUCGAUGCUUUCAAGCGUGAGCUUCCCUAUUGCAUGCAACUUCUCACCAAUGCUGUGGAAGCUUCAAGGCAGCAGCUACAUGCAUGCCGAGCGAAUCAAGGAUCAAGGGCGGUUCUUGAAGAAUUCAUGCCCCUAAAAAACUCCAGCUCCGAGAACUCAGACAUAUCGCAAAACAUAUCAGAUAAAGCAAACUGGAUGACGAGUGCACAAUUAUGGAGCCAAGAGGGAAACAAAACGAAACCACAACCCACAAUCACAUCCCCUGAAGAAACCGAUAUUGGUUUUAAUGUUACUCCCAAGCUGGCCUUAGAUACCAAGCAGAGAAAUGGAGGAGCUUUCCUUCCAUUCUCCAAAGACCCAAACUCGUGCCCUGGUUCGACUUUACACGCUCUUCCGGAGCUAGCUCUUACAUCUGUCGAUAAUGAUAUGGAAGACAAGAAAUGCUUGAGUGAUAGUGAUUGUCAACGGAGAGAGAACACUGGCAAAGAAACCAUGCCUAACGCAGCUGAUGUGCAAACAACCAAUAAUAACGCUACUACAAAUGGUAGUCAACCUCAUAGGAAGGCUAGGCGGUGCUGGUCACCUGAUAUGCGUAGGAGAUUUGUCAAUUCUCUCCAGAUGCUUGGAGGUUCUCAAGCUGCCUCACCAAAACAGAUAAGGGAGCAGAUGAAGGUUGAAGGUUUGACCAAUGAUGAAGUGAAAAUUCAUCUACAGAAAUAUAGGCUGCAUACGAGGAGACCAAGCCCAAGUCCGCAAGCGCCAGGAGCCCCAACACAGCAGGUUGUAGUCCUUGGUGGUAUCUGGGUUCCUCCAGAGUAUGCCACUGCCGCAGCAGCCGCUCACGGUGGGGCAUCCACUCUUUAUGGCGCUCACCACCCGGUUGCUUCCCAUGCACCUCCUCACUACUGUGCAUCACCUGUGACCCAAGAAUUCUACACUACGGCGGCCUCUGGAACACCAGUUCUAAAUCCUCCCCAGCUGCACCACCACACCCUCCAGCAUCAACUCCACAUGUUCAAGGCCACCUCACAGGCCCAUAGCCUACCGGAGCCCUACCUGAGGGGAGGAGGAGACCGAUCCGAGAGCAUUGAGGAUGGGAAAUCUGAGAGCAGCAGCUGGAUAAGUAAAAAAAUACACUGCUUGCUGCGCACAGGUGUCUAA